Molecule: messenger RNA, 1686 nt
Organism: Aspergillus terreus NIH2624
Lineage: Eukaryota; Fungi; Ascomycota; Eurotiomycetes; Eurotiales; Aspergillaceae
Exons: 4
Coding region: 1-1686 (561 amino acids)
Cellular component (GO): cytoplasm
Molecular function (GO): dipeptidyl-peptidase activity
Source: RefSeq, a predicted model, not a curated record
AUGCCAGUCUCAGAGUACCGAACAGACCGCGAGACUACGCACAAGCUAGAGACUCGUGGGGUCUUCGAUAGCCUCGCCAAUGAUGAUACUCAGGAUGAAAACCGCUCUAAAGCCUACGCUCACCACUUAGCCCGGGCGUGCUGGCACGGGGGUCGGAUUGUUCUUCGCCAGACUUCGCCUGAGUCAGAGGGAAUAUUUGACUUUAUGAUGGAACUGCACAGAGCAUGCAACGGGCGAUGGGACACUGUUCGUCAUCUUGGCAUCGAGCAGGAGGAUCUUGAUGCAUGGCUUGAGUUUGCUGGCACCUUCCUUUCCAGCCUUGGUAACUAUUUCGAUGAUGGAGGCCGGAAAGCCACCCCGAAUGUUCCCAAACACGCCCUACUCAAGAUGGCGAGCAUAUCACCCGAGGCGACCGCGAAGCUUGAAGAGGUCCUUGAACCGAUGAUGGCAACCCAACCGGGUCGACUUGGGUAUCCGGACAAAACAAGCCAGUCCGGCUUCUACCCUGGAACGGAGGAGAUCACAAAGGAAGAGAUCGAGGACAUCACCAAGCUAAUGGAAACCAAAAAGGUCGCCCCAGAGAACACUCGCCUUCGGAAGCUCGACCAGCGAAACACCUCGGCUCCCGAUGAUUUUGAAGUGUUUGAAAUCCUCCAGGCUUCUGUAGAAAAAGACCCCAUACCCCAGCUUCUUGGGGACAUCAAGAUCGGAGGCCAGCGUCAGUUACGAGUUUUGCUUUCCCGCGGCGAUCAUACCAAAGAAAUGGCCAAGAUUUGUGUAGAGCUCAGUGAGGCACGCAAAUACGCCGCUACUGACGAACAGAAGACUGCACUUUCCCAACUCAUUGAGAGCUUCCGCACUGGAGACUACGAGAUCUUCCGUUCCGCCCACAAAACAUGGGUUAAAGACAAAGCUCCUCCAGUGGAACAUUGCAUGGGUUCCCUUUUCGGCUAUCGCGAUCCCUAUGGCGCGAGAGCGGAUUGGUUAGCUGUAGCUGGUAUCGCUCAUCCCGAGGAAACGAGAAAAAUGAGACUGCUCAUUGAGCAGUCUCCGGAACUUAUCCGCACGCUCCCUUGGGCGAUACCUGAUGAGAACAACGGGAAAGGACCGUUUGAGCCCAGUGAACUGGAUGUCCCUGACUUCGCGAUAAUUCAUGUACUCGCCUCUGUUUCCAGCACUGUUUGGGAAGCCAUGAACAUUACUUUGGACGACGAUGAUGGAAAGAGACACGGUGUCAAGAAUCUAGUUUUCGGCAAUCGAAUGAGUCUCAAUAGCAGUCCCGGCCGUCCAUGCUAUUAUGUUCACCCUUCAGAGGCUGAGGCGUACAUGGGCUGUGCCCAUAUCUCACGCUUCAUCGGCACCGCCAUACAUGAACUUGUCGGACACGGGACAGGAAAGCUGCUGGCUGAGACGGGACCAGGCACCUUCAACUUUGAUCACAAGAACAGGCCGAUCAGUCCAAUUACAGGCCAUCCCAUACAGACUUGGUAUGAACCGGGGGAAACAUGGAAUAGUGUGUUUGGCAAAUUGGCACCGACAGUGGAAGAGUGCAGAGCAUUCCUAGUCGCAAACUACCUGGCUGAUAACAAGGACAUUCUCGCCCUGUUUGGAUAUGAUCAGAAUAGCAAGCCAACAUCAGAUGACCGUGAGUAUCCCGAUGACGGGGCAACGGAAGUGCCUACAUGA